GCGAAGGUUGUCAUGUUCCGUUGGGAGAAGCUGGACUUCACAGUGUCCUUUAUCAAGGCCACCAAACAGUGGCGGAUUCCAGGUUUCAGACUUUUCCGGGAUCUGGAUUCGAUCCAAAAUCUGAUCAACUUGGAUGUAUGGCCGGGUCCCUCUAUCAUCCACCAGUUCUACAAGAAGGUCGGGGAAGAAAUAGGCAAGAAGCAGCCCGGCCUGUUUGUGCUGAAUUUCGGUCUGCAUCCCAUCGCCCACGACAUGCGACCAGACGUGUACGAGACCUUUCUUCGGGAGACGGUACGAUGGUGGAGGAAGGGCACAAAGGCCACAGACGAAGUGCGAACGGACAUUCCGAUGCUGUGGCGAAGGACUACUGUCACACACUUCCCGGCCAAUGAGCUCAAUCUGAUGCACCGAUGCUUGUUACCAGACAGGCUUAAAGUGUACGACAGUAUAGCCUUGCGGGUCAUGGAGGAGCUUGAUGUGCCGGUCCUGGAUUGGAAAACACCCGGACAGGGGCGAGCGGGUGCACAGAACGACAAUAGGCAUUUCAGAGAUAAAGAAUGCACUGGAACACGGGUGCAGGGAACCAAUAUGGGCCUCCUGCUCAAUAUGGUGGGCUCUAUGCGCAACUGGGACAUGACGCAACGUAUAGGGUAUACUGACACAUAUCACAAGCAGUAUAAGGGGGCGGAGAGUAGGUAACAUAAAAUAGAUGUAAAGCAUCAUAAUCCAGUAUAUGUAAUAAAGC
This is a messenger RNA of Sphaeroforma arctica JP610, 745 nucleotides long. RefSeq lists its product as hypothetical. Bases 13 to 699 code for a protein of 228 amino acids. The record is from RefSeq and is a predicted model, not a curated record. The transcript has 6 exons. NCBI's taxonomy places the organism in Eukaryota, Ichthyosporea, Ichthyophonida.